Haliotis rubra (blacklip abalone) is the source of this 342-nucleotide messenger RNA. RefSeq lists its product as uncharacterized. NCBI's taxonomy places the organism in Eukaryota, Metazoa, Mollusca, Gastropoda, Lepetellida, Haliotidae. The coding region runs from base 1 to 342 and encodes 113 amino acids. The transcript is spliced from 2 exons. The record is from RefSeq and is a predicted model, not a curated record.
AUGCCGAUGUGUGUGUUGUACACCAACCUAAAAGACACGGACAUACCCCCACAACUGGAGACCAGACUCGCAGAGCUGAUUGCUAAAGUCCUGGACAGACCCAUGGAGGUAGGACAUAUGCUCACGCAACCACAAAUCGAUGGACCUGUUCUUAUCUCAACUCAACUGCGUCAGUUCCGCCUGCACAACACCGACCCCGCCUGCUUCCUCCAGAUCACCUGCAUCGGCGCUUUCGACAAGGACAGGAACCCUACGUACAAAGCGCCCAUAUUAGACUUCCUGAAGACCAACCUCAAACUUCAGGCUGAAAGGUCAGUGGUCACUGAUCACAAUCUCGUCUGA